Saxophila tyrrhenica is the source of this 762-nucleotide messenger RNA. RefSeq lists its product as uncharacterized. The transcript is spliced from 3 exons. Lineage: Eukaryota; Fungi; Ascomycota; Dothideomycetes; Mycosphaerellales; Extremaceae. The coding region runs from base 1 to 762 and encodes 253 amino acids. The record is from RefSeq and is a predicted model, not a curated record.
AUGUCUCCGUCACCUAGGAGCUCUCCGCCACGGCGGCCCGAAGAUGAGAUGCCGGGUGUUCCAGUAAGCCACCCAAACGAAGACGACGACUUUGACGCCGAAGGAAUACAAGUCAGCUCGAUGAAGACGGCUGUCGACAGCACUCCAGCGGACACCGAACGUGAUGCAGCAGCAGAGAGAGCUCAACCGCCGCUACCUCCAACACCAAGCGUGCCAGCUCACAGCACGAUGGGACCGCCUACGCUACCAAGUCCAAAGUCGAACGGGCAGUCAGGCCCAGCAAAAGUGCCUCCUUCAGGUCAAGGCUCUAAGAAGCCGUCACCGCCACGGACCAACGGUGGCCAGAUGGUCAACGACCCAUCCAGGCAGAUGCCCAACAGCAGCCACGAGGUCUAUUCUGCCGCGCGACACGGUCCCGAGAUCGAUGAAGACCAAGGGUCGCCCGAACUGUCAGAUCAAUCCGAUCCAGAGGACAGGAUCGAGAACUUUGACUGGACGGAUCAUGAGUCUCGCUACCAUGCCAAGAUGAACGAGUUUCGCGAAACGGAGAAUGAGAUAGUGAAUGAGUUCCGCUCUUUGUGUCAGUACUUCGACGUCUGGGCUCGAGCAGGUGCCGACCAGGAAGUGGAUCGAAGCUUCAAACGGAUGAAGACGCAAGCAGCGCUUGUGCAGCACCACGAGGAUGAACUCGAGAAGACGCGGCAGCACUACAUCGAAGUCGUCAACGCUUUCAAGGGUGCGCUGGCCCUCCUGCAACGAUGA